GUCCGGAAUAAACACUCUCAGAGUAUAUAUAUAUUGUGGAAGGUGUGACAGUUCCAAGAAACGAGAAGCCUGAGCAGUUCCAAGUUUCCAACAACUUACGCAAAUACAAUAAUUCGUGUUGAGCGCCAAGUGCCCCAGAACAUAUCCGCUAUUAGCCUAUCGCUGGUUGAGAAUGAGGGCACAAAUCCAAAAGGUACCACAGAUAGUCGAAUUGUUAAAAAAGAACACUGUUGGGUUGCAGCACUUCAAGCCAACAUCUUCAGCGUGCGUCCUGGACCCGAAGGAUGCUGCGGUCGUUGCGCCUUGUCGACAAAGUCUUCCCUCGCAAACUCAGAGCCUUUAUUCGAUACCUGGACCCACCAAUUGGCCCUUAUUUGGCAGUUUGAUAGAACUACUCCGCAAAGGAGGGCUGCAAAGACAACAUGACGCAUUGAUUGAUUACCAUAAGAAAUUCGGCAAGAUUUUCCGGAUGAAACUCGGCUCCUUUGAAUCGGUCCAUAUUGGCGCACCUUGUUUGCUGGAAACGCUCUACAGAAAGGAGAGCGUUUACCCGCAGCGUCUGGAGAUUAAACCCUGGAAAGCAUACCGAGACUUCAGAGACGAGGCGUAUGGACUUCUUAUUCUGGAAGGGAAAGACUGGCAGAGGGUAAGAAGCGCAUUUCAGCAGAAAUUGAUGAAACCCACCGAAGUCGCGAAACUUGAUGGAAAAAUAAAUCAGGUGUUGGCGGAUUUCGUUAGUAGAAUUGGACAAGUGACUGACAAUGGACGAUUUGAGGACUUGUACUUCGAAUUGAAUAAAUGGUCAAUGGAGACCAUUUGCUUAGUGCUCUAUGACAAAAGAUUCGGACUUCUGCAUGACAAAGUCAACGAGGAGGCUAUGGCCUUUAUCAUGUCCAUAAAAACAAUGAUGAGCACAUUUGGGAUGAUGAUGGUCACGCCAGUGGAGCUCCACAAAAAACUGAACACCAAAACCUGGCAGGCCCACACUAUGGCAUGGGACCGUAUAUUCAGCACAGCCAAAGUCUACAUAGACAAGAAGAUAAAGCGCCACACAGAGGCAACGGGGCCCAGUGACGACUUUCUGUGUGACAUCUACCGCCACAGUCACCUGUCCAAGAAGGAGCUGUACGCCGCCAUCACAGAGCUCCAGAUUGGAGGAGUGGAGACGGUAAGGAUCAAAUGUAACAGAGAUAAUCAUGAUAAUCCUUGCUAAUCAUUUAAGCAUCACAACAUUGAAGUGUGAUAGGGCCUCCAGUUUUUUAGGUUAACUGGGAUGACUAACGUGGCUUGAGACCUGACGACUUGCUUUAUGCCUAGGCAUUAGCUUUAGCGGGCUAACAGUCUUGAGACCCGGUUUUGAAUCUCGGUCCUUCAAACAAGGAUAAGGCCAGAUGUAUCAUUCACUUGCACCAGUGCCUAUUUCACUAUUCUAUUUUCCAAACAAUAAGCAGGGAAAACAUGAUACUUAAUCCUUUAUUUUUGUUGACUUUACUCCUUACUUCAUUCCUUACUUUGACCUUUUUGCAUUCCA
Molecule: messenger RNA, 1531 nt
Organism: Salvelinus fontinalis (brook trout)
Lineage: Eukaryota; Metazoa; Chordata; Actinopteri; Salmoniformes; Salmonidae
Gene: cyp24a1
Product: 1,25-dihydroxyvitamin D(3) 24-hydroxylase, mitochondrial
Exons: 7
Coding region: 173-1213 (346 amino acids)
Biological process (GO): cellular response to peptide hormone stimulus; cortisol metabolic process; C21-steroid hormone biosynthetic process
Cellular component (GO): mitochondrial inner membrane
Molecular function (GO): iron ion binding; monooxygenase activity; heme binding
Source: RefSeq, a predicted model, not a curated record